AGCCCAAUAUGCUUUAUGUUUAAGUUCCACAAGUAAAUGACAUGUCUUUCCAAAAGCUAACCUAUAUAGAGACAUAUCAAUAGGAGUUUUAUAAGUUGUCUUAUAUGUCCAAAGUGCAUCAUUAAGUUUCAAGGACCAAUCUUUCCUAGAUGCACUAAUGGUUGUUUCUAGGAUUUUCUUCAAUUCCCUAUUUGAAACCUCUACUUGGUCACUUGUUUGUGUGGGUGUUAUGGGGUGGCAACUUUAUGGGUGACUCAUAAUUUCUCAAAAAUUUAUCAAAUUGUUUAUUAUAAAAAUAUUUUCCCCCAUCACUAAUGAUUGCCCUAGGGAUGCCAAAUCUAAUGAAAAUUAAAUAGUUGUAGGGCUUUGCCAACUAACUAUGAUAGUGUAGUUGUUAAAUAUUGAAAUUAACCCACAUAACCACAACCCAAUACCCGACCCACUUUUUAAUUAGGGGUUUUAGGGUUUCAUUUAUCAUUUUAUAUAUACACACCAUCAUCGUCUUCGCAACUCUUCAUUUUUUCGCUCGCGGAGCAGAGCCGGAAAGAGAGAGGAGAAACCCUGAUGGCACCGAAGCAGAGGGCACCGAGAGUCACUCGGAAUCCGGAUCUCGUAAGGGGGAUCGGGAAGUACUCCCGUUCGAAGAUGUAUCACAAGAGGGGUCUCUGGGCAAUCAAGGCCAAGAAUGGCGGCGUCUUCCCCUGCCACGAUCCAAAGCCCAAGGCUGCCGCUCCGGCUGAGAAGCCCCCCAAGUUCUAUCCUGCCGAUGACGUCAAGAAGCCGCUCCCCAACAAGCGGAAGCCUAAGCCUACCAAGCUAAGGGCUAGUAUCACUCCAGGUACUAUUUUCACUCAAGGCAGGCAUGAAACCUCACGAGCUUGUCUUCUAAGAUGGGAUCAAUUAAGCCCUACGGUUGCUUGCUUUUCCUAGCUGUUUGAAGUUGUUUUAGCUGAUGUACCCUUUUAAUUUCAUUGUCAAUGGACAACUAAAUUUUGUCAUUAGGUGGAGCGUUGUUCAAGUUUAUCUUCUCUUUAUGACUGACAAUUGACGUAUAUUAUAUAUACCUACAUGUGAGGUUUCUUUUGACGGG
Rubroshorea leprosula is the source of this 1090-nucleotide messenger RNA. The record is from the annotation of a GenBank genome assembly. Lineage: Eukaryota; Viridiplantae; Streptophyta; Magnoliopsida; Malvales; Dipterocarpaceae.